Molecule: messenger RNA, 1583 nt
Organism: Corticium candelabrum
Lineage: Eukaryota; Metazoa; Porifera; Homoscleromorpha; Homosclerophorida; Plakinidae
Product: CTD small phosphatase-like protein 2
Exons: 17
Coding region: 92-1306 (404 amino acids)
Molecular function (GO): phosphoprotein phosphatase activity
Source: RefSeq, a predicted model, not a curated record
CAUUCGUCGGUAUUGGCGCGAGAAACGGGUCUCCUUGCGGCACAAUCUCGGCACCGUCUCGUCGUUCAUGCUGCACUCCUAGACGCUCGCCAUGUUCGCCAGAAAGCGAUCUCACCCACAAAACACGGAGCCGCAAUCGCCGCCUGCUACAGAAGACGAUGCGGCAGCGUCGAGGCCGAAACGCAACGCGUCACGCAAGUCGAUUUUCUCGUCGAUCAACAUGAUGUUGUGGCCGAAAAAGGAGUCGUACGAUCUACGGAGCCACAAAAUAUCAGACCGGAAGUGCGGUGCUACAACGAGUGGCCAAUCAAUGUCGCACUCUGUAGCAAGGAAUAGCUACAGUGAUUGCGACGGUUUCAUCACGUCGACACCUCAGAAUGGAGUGAAGGUGAAGGCUGGGAAGGCCUUAGAUGCCGGACAUAGAAAGCCACCCUCGAGUCCUAAACGGACUACAUUUUUGGGGACUAUCUUCUCUCCAGUCUUCUCAUUUUUUGGAAAAGAUUGUAAGUCAGGAGACGACUCUGUCAGUAGUUCAGAGAGCUCCGUAUCAAUUCCAGACGAAGACGUUUUGCCAGUUACAACUGACUCAUUCAACGGUGUGACAACCGACAACAUCCAAAACGGAGGCCAAAUGGACGAUGUAGCGUUGCCGUACAAUGUGUUAGUAUGUGACCCGUUUUACUUUAUCAAGCAUGUCCCUAUCAUCACAGCAGAAAUGCGGAAAGCAUCUCCAGCUCUUCCUGUGAAGACAAGAAGCUCGCCUGAAUUCUCUCUUGUUAUUGAUCUGGAUGAAACGUUGGUGCAUUGUAGUUUCAUGAAGCUGGACGAUGCGGAUUUUGCGUUUCCUGUGACGUUUUUGGGAAUCACGUAUGAUGUAUACGUGAGAACGAGACCGAACUUUAAGCAAUUUUUAGAAGCAGUUUCUACUAAAUUUGAAGUCACGGUUUUUACUGCCUCGAAAAAGGUGUACGCUAACAAGUUGCUGGACCUCUUAGAUCCCGACCACACUCUCAUAAGAUAUCGUUUGUUUCGUGAGCACUGCGUCUGCGUGUAUGGCAAUUACAUCAAAGAUCUCACCAUCUUGGGACGAGAUCUAUCCAAGACGGUCAUCAUCGAUAACUCACCACAAGCCUUUGCAUAUCAGUUGUCCAAUGGAAUUCCUAUUGAGAGUUGGUUUAGUGACAGCUCAGAUAACGAGCUACUGGACCUGCUUCCGUUUCUCAUGGAAUUACGAGAGCAAAAUCAAGAUGUCCGUCCCCUCAUUCGUGAGCGGUAUCGUCUCCAUGAACUCUUGCCUCCCGACUAGCACAAUCUCCAACAUCUUAGCAUUGAUGAGCCAACCUAAUUCCCCAUUUUAUAUACACUGUAUGACUCCCCUAUCUCUCCAUUCAUACUGGAAGGUUUUUGAUGAAGUCGUACGCGAGGGUGUGGUUUUUAGGUCUAGGAAUGAUGGUGCCGCUAUUUUAGUGAAAUUGUAAUGAAUGGCUGGAGGUAUGCAGUACAUUUCAGCGUGGGUAUUAGCUGCUGUGUAAGUAGCCGCAAUUUCUAGUGAUUUGUAAACAUGCAUCAUGUCUAGACAGUGU